GUCCAGGUCCGGUUCGUACUUCGCGCGCUCCCGGUUCAUGUGGCCGCAGCAGUCCACGUCAGCAGAGGGAGAUCAGCACCCUGGACAGCGGCGGCUGGUCACUGAUAAAGCAGCCACAGCUCCUCCUGCACUGGGAGCACUGGGAGCGCUGGGAUAGGCACAUCACCCAUCAUCAGAGGCGGAUGGAUGACCAGAGAGGAAAAAACACCCGACUUGUUUACAGCACGACUGUUUUUCUCUUCUUCUUCUUCUCCUUCUUCCUAUUCCGGAAGUAGCUGCUGCGUUGGUUCAAUCUCCAAGCCGACCAUUUCGAGGAGGGAAAUCAGCGCCAGCAGUAUCAUCACCACCAUCUAUCUGAUCCAAUAAUCAAUGCCAUUACUGCUGUGUAAUUGCUCUCGGAUGCGAAGACAUCUCCACGCGUCUUUCUCCCCAGUUAGAAAAAAUCGCAGGGUGCCUUUUUUUUUUUAAUUAUUCUGCCUCUCUUUGACCGUGUUUCUUUUUUGGGGGGUGCUUUGCAAUGAAAUGCUGAUGGACAUCGAGGCGAAGAUGGGAAGCACGGGGCUCUCGGGUGUUUUUGUGCUGCCGUGUUUCCAGCGAGGAGGCUGCUGAGAAAUGAGCAGGAUUGUGUUUUUUGAUCUCGACGUGGAUUGUCGGGGUGAAUGGCUCGGAUUCUCCGUGGAUCAACCACAGGCUUCUUUACAAAGAGGAGAUGAAAUAGAGAAGAGAGAGAAAGAGAGGGGGGAGAAAAAAAUGGACCAUGAUCUGACGCUUGGGAUGCUACAGUGAGGAGGGACAAUAAGAGAUAAAAUAUAUACACAGAGACAUUUUCUAAUCAUCCAAAUCCAACUUCCAUUUCAUCUUUUCAUUUUCCUUUUGGAUUAUGAUUCUUGACAAGAGUCCCAGAUGUGACUGUAUGGAUGGCAGGUCGUUGUAUUUUACCUCCCAUCUUCUAUUUCCUGGCUCUGUGUUGCUCUCUCUUCCACUCGUCCACUCUCUCGCGGUCUUCUGCUUUGGGUAGCAAAACAUGUAGGCUAUUUUUUGCUGCAAGCCCAGUGCAUGUGAAAAAAGGUGUCUUUGAAGAAAAAACAAAAAUGGACCGUGGAGAUCAAACCCUGUGCAAGCUCUAGUGUUUUUUUCUGGGGUGCGGUGGACGAUGCAUCGAGGCUAUAGACGGCGUUUGCUGAGUUGUUUGAGUAAUGAAUAUUGAAAGAGUGUGUCGGCCAGCUGAAAGGGAAAAUCUUUCAUCCGCAUUGGCUUAGACACACAUGCCAUCAGUGGGGCGAGAGCCUUUAUUUCUCUGGAUUUCCCCUUAAUAAGCUGGUGGUGGUGUUAAUGAAAAUACUAGGCUACAAUAAGAGUGAACAUAUCGGAUGUAUGAAUAAUAAUAAUCACAAUAAUAAUAAGAGAAGGAGAGGAGAUAAAAACACAUUUAUUUCAGUGGCGGAUUCUUUAUGUAGCCAAACAUGUUCAAGUAUCGGAUCCGCAUGUUUUUUAAUGAACUGAAAGUCCUGGUGUUUAUGCGAUCCGAUUCGAGACAGUCCGGCUCAGACACAGAUAGACGGUCCACCACCAUGCGAGGUCUGGGGAUGGGCGGCUGCGGUUGGCCGCCUUUCGUCGACUGCCAUUCCCGGGAUGACGAGGAGGAGUACUACGGCAGCGACCCGCGGCCCCGGAGCCUGGCGUUUGAGGACAAGGAGCCCAAGCUGCAAGUGGGCCUGGACGCCGUGUCUCUGGCCAGCACCGCCAGCAGCCUGCGGACCCCCCAGUGCCGGAUCUGUUUCCAAGGCCCAGAGCAGGGAGAGCUGUUGAGCCCCUGCCGCUGUGACGGCUCAGUGCGCUGCACCCAUCAGCCCUGCCUCAUCCGCUGGAUCAGCGAGAGGGGAUCCUGGAGCUGCGAGCUUUGCUACUUCAAGUACCAGGUCCUGGCCAUCAGCACCAAGAACCCUCUGCAGUGGCAGGCCAUCUCCCUGACGGUGAUAGAGAAGGUGCAGAUUGCAGCCAUUAUUCUGGGUUCCCUUUUCCUCAUCGCCAGCAUCUCCUGGCUCAUCUGGUCCUCCCUCAGCCCGUCGGCCAAGUGGCAACGUCAGGACCUGCUCUUCCAAAUCUGCUACGGCAUGUACGGCUUCAUGGAUAUCGUCUGCAUAGGCCUCAUCAUCCAUGAGGGAUCAUCAGUGUAUCGAAUCUUCAAACGAUGGCAGGCUGUCAAUCAGCAGUGGAAAGUUCUGAACUAUGAGAAAUCAAAGGACUUGGGCGACCCGCUGAGUUCGAGCAGCAAGACGGGGGCUCGCGGCUCUCGCGGCAACCCUCACGGUCUGGCCAGCAGCAGCGGGGGUCGACAGAGCAGGAGGUUAAGAACUAUUCUGAACCACCACUGUGGAUACACCAUCUUGCACAUCCUGAGCCAACUGCGGCCCAACGACCCCCGGAUUAGCGCCGCCGCCAACCGGGAGGUGGUGAUGAGGGUCACCACCGUAUGAGUGAGGGGAUGGACCUCGUCUUUGUGUCCAGAUGUAAAUGAGAGGACGGACUCACGGACCUAACUUUAAACAGACUCGUGUAGGCGACACGAACCCUGCGAGGAGCCAAGUGACGCCACAUCAACAGACACUUGAGGAUUUCUCCUCUUGUUUCGUACAACAAAAGGAAGCCAGAUGCUCCUUUUCAAUAAUUAAAGAACUGAUGAAAAAUAAAGAUGCAUUAAGAGACAUAAAAUGAAACGUGUGGAGGAAAAAACAGUGUAAACAGGCUUUAUAACCUAAUCCAAGAUGACGAGACGUUUUUUCCAGUUCAAUAUCAGGAUGCACAGAGACAUUUUUCUUUGAUUUGAUCCUCUUGGUUUGAUUUGUAUCUAUUCUUUUUCUGUUUGUUUUUUACUCACUUUGAUUUUGUACGGAUGUUUGAUUUUAGAGGAAAUCAUGUAACUCCAUACAUGCCAAGCAUUUCCAGACAGCUAUGUAUAAUGAUCUUAAAAUUUCUACAAGAUAACUGAUGCUGGUAAAUAGACCGAAAACUGAAACAAACAAACCAACAUGAGGGAGAAACACAGAGGUGAACAAUAAGUCAUACAAAGUAAAAAAAAGAGAAAAUAAUAAAAAAAAAAAGAACAAAAAAAGAAAUCAGUAAGAUUUCAGUGACACUUAACCUUUCUGCAAUAAAGAUACGUAUGUACAUUUCACAGGGAAUUUUGCAUGGGUAUAUAAUUUUAUUCUUCAUCACAUAACAUAAGCACAUGACAAAUUUGCUCUAUUUCGAAUGGUGCUUGCCAAAAUAAACACUUUAGAAACAUCUGAUUUCACUGCACCAACUUUUUGUCAACAUGACAAAUGGCAGUGUGUUACAGCUAUUUCAGCUAAAAUACAGAUUGUUGCUGCUGUGUGCUGAUUCAGAUUUGAUAAUAAGUAAACUAUUGGAUUAAA
Epinephelus fuscoguttatus (brown-marbled grouper) is the source of this 3416-nucleotide messenger RNA. RefSeq names its product membrane-associated ring finger (C3HC4) 9 (gene marchf9). The transcript is spliced from 4 exons. Bases 1464 to 2477 code for a protein of 337 amino acids. Gene Ontology annotation, biological process: protein ubiquitination. Gene Ontology annotation, molecular function: ubiquitin-protein transferase activity; zinc ion binding. The record is from RefSeq and is a predicted model, not a curated record. Lineage: Eukaryota; Metazoa; Chordata; Actinopteri; Perciformes; Serranidae.